GCGCGGCGGGCAGCGGCCGCUGACGCGGGGCGCCGGCUGCCAACUUCGCGCGCGGAGCUCCCCGGCGGCGCGGUCCCGGCGGCGCGGGCGGCAUGAAGACGAGCCGCCGCGGCCGAGCGCUCCUGGCCGUGGCCCUGAACCUGCUGGCGCUGCUCUUCGCCACCACCGCCUUCCUCACCACGCACUGGUGCCAGGGCACGCAGCGGGUGCCCAAGCCGGGCUGCGGCCAGGGCGGGAGCGCCAACUGCCCCAACUCGGGCGCCAACGCCACGGCCAACGGUACCGCCGCCCCCGCCGUCCCCGCCGCCCCCGCCGCCGGGAACGGCCCCCUUGGCGGCGCGCUCUACAGCUGGGAGACGGGAGACGACCGCUUCCUCUUCAGGAAUUUCCACACCGGCAUCUGGUACUCGUGCGAGGAGGAGCUCGGCGGGCUCGGUGAAAAAUGCCGCAGCUUCAUUGACCUGGCCCCGGCUUCAGAGAAAGGGGUCCUGUGGCUGUCGGUGGUCUCCGAGGUACUCUACAUCCUCCUGCUGGUGGUUGGCUUCAGCCUCAUGUGUCUCGAGCUCUUCCACUCCAGCAAUGUCAUCGACGGGCUCAAGCUCAAUGCCUUCGCGGCUGUCUUCACGGUGCUCUCAGGCCUCCUGGGAAUGGUAGCCCACAUGAUGUACACGCAGGUGUUCCAGGUCACUGUGAGCCUUGGCCCUGAAGACUGGAGACCCCAUUCCUGGGACUACGGGUGGUCCUUCUGCCUGGCGUGGGGCUCCUUUACCUGCUGCAUGGCAGCCUCUGUCACCACGCUCAACUCCUACACCAAGACGGUCAUUGAGUUCCGGCACAAGCGCAAGGUCUUUGAGCAGGGCUACCGGGAGGAGCCGACCUUCAUAGACCCUGAGGCCAUCAAGUACUUCCGGGAGAGGAUGGAGAAGGGGGACGGGCACGAGGAGGAGGACUUUCGCUUGGAUUGCCACCACGAGAGAUACCCUGCCCGACACCAGCCACACAUGGGGGAUCCCUGGCCCCGGAGCUCGGCACACGAGGCAGCAGAACUGAACCGCCAGUGCUGGGUCCUGGGGCACUGGGUGUGACCGUGAACAGCCUGGUUCCAGACCUCGGGCCAUCAUCAGCACCAGCCCCCUGCCACAGGAUCACUGGUCUGGCGCCUUUGGAACCUGGCCUGUGUGCUGUGAACUCAGCCAGCCUGCGUGGGAGACACGUGGGCUGCCCUGCCCACGGCUGCCUGGGUCUCAGCGUCCUAGAAUUGGGGCCAGGGCGUCUGAGGGGCUGCACAGGCCUGCACAGUAUGACCUGGGGACAGCCACUCUGACUCCUGCCUCCGUCAUGUGCAGAGCCCUGCUGGGUGCAGCUGGGAUGCUGAGAAGGACACGGACCUUGGCCGCUAAAGGGCUGGGACCCACGAGCCAGCCAGGAAGUCUCGGAGGUCCCCUGUUGGGGACAGGGAAUGAGUGGGGCUUCUUGAAAGAGGGGCUGUGGCCUAGGCCCCGCAGCGGGGGAGGGUCCCACUGCAGGCACACAGCAGGGACUCAAUAAAUGCUUGUUGGAUCUGUUUUCUUGCCAUGUGUGGAGGCCAGUUGCUCUCUGGGCUGUGGCUGCCCCUUCGUGGCCCCAUCCUAUCAGGUCUUUAAGGAGCCUGAAGAUGAGACAGCCCUGAGUGUGCUGGUCAGGGUUAGAUGCUGAAGUGUGGGUGGGUGGGAGGAAAGGGGGAUGGUCCUGUAGCUGAGGCUGGGUUGGGGGGAUGGGGUCAGGAUAGAGCCAGGCUGGCAGGCUCUCUUGGAUUCCAGAGGGUGGGGAGGUGGGCGCCAGGCAGGCAGGACACUGGAGAGGGCCAUAAAUAGGCCCUCAAACCCAGGCCCUCAGCCACCCUGACCCCCAUGGGGACCCUUUACCCUGUGUCUAGAGUCACAUUUAUAUCAAACCUUAGGGCUUAGAUGCCUGGAGAAACAGAUUCCUAUUAUGAAGAUGAGGGAACUUAGGGUCACAGAGAUGAAGCAUCUUGCCCAAGAUCACAGAGCUAGCAAAAGCAGUGUUAAGGGUUUGAAUUAGGACUCCUGACUCCAAGAGGCCUUGUCCCUUCCCAAAGGAUUUCUAGAGAUUUCCCUCAAGGAGAGAAUGUUGUUCUUCAUUCUUCUAUAAACACAUCAUCCAACCAACCAUUCAUCAAUCCAUUCAUCCAUCCAUCAUCCACCCAUCUAUCCUUCUAUCCAUCCAUCCAUAACCCAUCCCUGCAUCCAUUCAUCCAUCCAUCUAUCCAUUUGUCCGUCCAUUCAUCCACCCAUCUAUCCAUCCAUUCAUUCAUUAUCCAUCCAUCCACCCCCCAUCCCCCAUCCAUUCAUCCAUCUGUCUAUCCAUUUGUCUGUCUAUUCAUCUUCCCAUCUAUCCAUCCAUCCAUCCAUAACCCAUCCCCGCAUCCAUUCAUUCAUCCAUCUAUCCAUUUGUCCAUCCAUUCAUCCACCCAUCUAUCCAUCAAUCCAUUCAUCAUCCAUCCAUCCAUCCAUAACCAUCCAUCUAUCCAUUUGUCCAUCCAUUCAUCCACCCAUCAGUGGUCAUUCUUCCUUUUACCAGACAUCCAUCCAUCCAUCCUUUCACGUAUCACCUGCCCUCAUUAUUCAGCCAUCCAUCUGUGUAUCCAUCUACUCAAUGAUACAAUUCCUUGUGCUCCUACUGCGUGCCAAACACCGUGGCAGGCACUUGAGAUAGGAUGCUAAUUCAGAGACAGUGUCUGUCCUCAGAAAGCUCACAGAUGGGCAGGACACAAACUAGACAGGUGAAGACAGAACAGUGUGUGGAAUGUUCUGGGACCAGGCAGCCUGGGUGCCGAUUCCAGCUCCUCCACUUGAGAUCGGGGGCACAUUACCUGACCUCUCUGUGCCUCACCCCUGUGGGCAUGUGGGGAUCAUCAGUUCACAUACUUCUUAAAGCUCUUCUGAGGGUUAAAGGAGCUAAUAUACGUGCCUUUAGAACAGAGCCUGGCACAUAAACGCUCUGUCGGUGUUUGCUGUUUUCUCAAUGAGGGGAAGUUGGCGGGGGUGGGGGUGUGUGUGCUGCAGAAGCCCAUAGGCAGCACCUGCUUGUAGGAGGGAGUGGGGCUCGUGGGAGGCUCCUUUGGGAAAAUGACAUUUAAGCUGAGAUAUGACGUUGUCUAGAUGUCAGGCAGGCAAGAGUGUAGAGGGAAAGAAAGUUGGGAACAUCAUAGGAACUUUGGGAUAGUCUAGAUGGCAGGUAUGUGGAGAGAAAGAAGGGCAGCAGAUGAGAAAUCAGGCCGCAGAUGUUAGUGGAGCUGGAGGGACUGAAGCCUCUUUAGGAAGGAUCUGCGGGAGAUGCUUUCAGGCAAAGCGGGGAGCACCCAGCUGAGCAUCCCAGGAAGGUCUCCGCAGCUCUGGGCAGAGAACAGAUGUUGGGGGACAGCCCCCAUCCUUGUCCUCACCACAUGUGAAGGGAGGGGAAAGGGUGAACUGGUUCAGAGUGGAGUUCCUGGGACAGCACAGUGAAGGCAGAUUCAGGAGGGAAAAUGAGCUGAUGUGGGAGGGUGGGAGGGGAAAGUCAGCGAUGACACUCAGGUUAGGGGCUGGGGGGAGGUGGGGGCAGGUUCAGAUGUCUUGAGUCUCAGGUGCCUGGGAGAUACCCAGGUGGAGAUGUGUGCUUAUUCACCCAUUCAUUCAUGCAUUUGUUAAUCAAGUCAGUGAUUCAUUCAUCUAGUAACUAUUGUGGACCUACUGGGUGGGGCAGGAGCUGGGUCUGGGAGAGAGACUGGGACUCAAAUAAAAAGGCUUUGCAUAUCAGGGUGAAGAGGUCAGCUGGGCGAGAAGAAACGGCCGCAGCAGCUCCAGCUGCAGACUGGGCAGGGGCAUGUCCAAUGGGAAUCUGGCCCUGGGUACCUUGGAGCUCUUUAUUCUCUUCUAGGAUCCUUUUGAAGUUGCCAAGUGGAUCACAGAGGUCCGGGAGAUGAUUUUUUGUUGAAACAUGGGCAAAGUUUUUAUCUAUUUUAAUAGUUGUGUUUAUGUAAAUUGUGUAUUAGGAAAAAAAUGUAUAACGGGCACGCGAGUGCCGUUGAUUUCACAGACGUAUUGCUUAGGAUGAAGCCAAAAUAGGCAUUUAAGUUAAAAGGCAAAAAAGUUGGCUUAAAGAAAAAUAUUAAAUAAAUAAUCGUGCAAGUGC
Molecule: messenger RNA, 4173 nt
Organism: Bubalus bubalis (water buffalo)
Lineage: Eukaryota; Metazoa; Chordata; Mammalia; Artiodactyla; Bovidae
Gene: GSG1L
Product: GSG1 like
Exons: 7
Coding region: 93-1085 (330 amino acids)
Cellular component (GO): plasma membrane
Source: RefSeq, a predicted model, not a curated record